This is a messenger RNA of Dermacentor andersoni, 975 nucleotides long. NCBI's taxonomy places the organism in Eukaryota, Metazoa, Arthropoda, Arachnida, Ixodida, Ixodidae. The record is from RefSeq and is a predicted model, not a curated record.
AUGGCUGCUUAUGGCACGAUACGCGACAAAUCACUCUCGGGGGCAGUUAAGGCGCUUUCGGCUGUACCGAAAUGCGCGCACCCCGCUGUACGGUUGGCAGUCCCGACUUACAGCGGAUACGGUGACCUGCUCAGUGCCAGGGAUUAUUGUGACUCCCUGGUACGCUACCAGGUGGCAAAUUGUUUGGAGGAUCAGGAGGUGCUAGAACGCGUCGUUCCCGUAGCACUUACUGACACGGCGGCUAGGUGGUACCGGCUUUCCGGAUACCGUGCAACAACCCUCGAGGAGUUCCGCGUGGCAUUCCUGCGCGAAUUCCUACCCGCUGACUACCAGAGUAGGAUGCGGCGAGAGCUUGAGCUACGUACACAAGCUCCUGACGAGUCGCUUCAGGAGUACGUACGCGCGAUGCAAGACCUGUUCUUAGUCGCCGAGCCCAAAGCUUCGAACGAGGAACGCGUCGAACGGGUGAUCAGGCAGGCACACCCGACCUUUUCGGCGUACCUGCGCGGCGGCCGCUUCCGAGAUUUAGAAUUGGCCGCCGAGGCAAAGCGCAUUCAAGGCGACAUUCUCGCCGCGCGAGCCUAUCGCCCACCGCCGCCCGCCAGCGAGGCCCUUGAGCCACGCUGCGCGUGGGGAGGGCCUGUGCCUCUCCCCCAACGGCAACAACCCGGCCAAGCGGCCUUUGCGGCUACAAGCGGGUGUGCAUGGGAGCUGAGCGCGCGCGCUCUAGAUCCCUACACGUACGGGAGGCGGGCAGCCUGUGCUGCACCACCGCCCGAAAUGCAUGCGCAGGGACGCACUUCGACCCAACGCAUCGCAGAUGCGGACGCUCGUGACAACAGGCCCUUUGGUCAUGCAGCGAGUCGACCCCGGCAGGGAGCUGAGGCCGCUCCGCCUCGGGAAAGAUGGGGCGUCGGAAACGUGCCGCGCGCCGAGUUCGGGGGCAAGCCCUCGAGCUGUGCGCUCGCCUGCUAA